Saccoglossus kowalevskii is the source of this 961-nucleotide messenger RNA. RefSeq lists its product as uncharacterized. Gene Ontology annotation, biological process: ossification. NCBI's taxonomy places the organism in Eukaryota, Metazoa, Hemichordata, Enteropneusta, Harrimaniidae. Gene Ontology annotation, molecular function: peptidase inhibitor activity; growth factor activity. The record is from RefSeq and is a predicted model, not a curated record. Gene Ontology annotation, cellular component: extracellular region.
AUGACGAAGAUGCAACUAGUCUGUGUGUUAAUGCUGUCCAUGGCACUGUCAUGUCAACGAAGCUUUGCUGUAUCAAAUAUUAGAGAAAUAAGAGCAAAUAAGAUUCCGAUCGAACAAGGUCCCUUUUACGGCGAUUUUGCGACCUACCUUGUCGUGAAUAGGAAAAAAUCCUGGGGAGACGCCAAAACGUAUUGCGAGUUGUCCGGUGGUAAGUUGGCACAGCCUGAUAGCCGAGCGGCGAAUGUACGCUUGGCGGAUAUACUGAUUAACAAUGGAAUUUCUAGCACUGUUUGGAUUGGUCUAAGUGAUAAAGACGUGGAAGGAGUGAUGACUUGGUCUGAUGGCAGUGAGACCAGUGAUCUGAAUUUGCCCAACCCCUACGGCAAUAGUGACUCUAAAGACUGUGGUUUUAUCAAAUCAGGUUCCCGGGUGACGCUGGACAGCGGAUUCCCUUGGUACUUUGAGAAGUGUAGCAGAAAAUUCAGAUUUGUCUGCCAAUUUUCGACAGGUUGCCCGGAUGAAAGCGCUCCAGUCGACUGCAAUGUAGACCCGUGCGACGAAGAAUCGUGUGAGGCAGACUCCGAGGCCGUAUGUCGACCAAACUAUUGUGGUGGUUGUCAUGCUGAGUUUUAUAACCCCAAAGGCGCCUUGAUAGAUUGUGAGCCGCAAACGACAGGCGGAAAAUCUGGUAUCUGUCCUAUACCACCCACGUCUGGAUUAGGCACAUGCUGGGAACAAUGUCAAGAUGACUAUGGCUGUAAGGGCAACCAGAAAUGUUGCUUCAAUGGUUGCAGUUAUGAAUGCGCCACUCCUGUAUAAAUAUAAACGUUGUUGCCAUGUGAGAAGAUAUCCAGGUCCAUUGGUACAUAUAUUCGUCAUGCAUUACAAUGUGUGUAGGUGUUGGUCUGAAAUACAUUCCUAGUUGAUUUAAAAAAUAAUAAAGUAUACCAGUGAAAUCUCC